Molecule: messenger RNA, 927 nt
Organism: Naegleria gruberi
Lineage: Eukaryota; Heterolobosea; Eutetramitea; Acrasida; Naegleriidae
Exons: 2
Coding region: 1-927 (308 amino acids)
Source: RefSeq, a predicted model, not a curated record
AUGUCAAGACAUACUGAUGCAAGAAGGACUUGGCUAUUGACUGCAUGUAUUCAUGCUCUUGGAAUUUGCUUUUCCAUAGCAUUUGCUAUUUGGUCACUCUUCCUAUUCAUCGUUUCAUCAAGUGAUACUGCUACCAACAGACCAAACAUGAUUAGUCCAAAUCCAUUGGCAGAUUCUACUGCAUGUUUAGGGAGAACACUUGUAAAUAUGAUGUUAGCUGUCACAUGUUUGGAAUUUCUUGGAGUAAUUCUUGGAUUUGUAGCUAUGUGUUCAGGUUUCCUUGAUGUACUUUCUGAUACUUUCUCUAGAACUAAUCGAGUUCUCAAUAGUGGUAAUUAUUCACCAGGAACUGAGGAUGGUGGUUAUGCAGUUUUGAGAGAAAACUGGAUUAAUGAAUCUCCAACAAUAUUCGAAAAUCAACCAGCUCAAGAUCCAGUCUAUAUGAGUUCAAGUGUUGAUAGAAUGAAUCCUCAAACUCAACAAGCAAUUUCAGUUUCCACAGCACAAGGCAUUGAAAUGCAAUCAACCACUCAACCACAAGUUCAAUACAGUGAACCAACUCCAAAUAAUUACAGAGAGAAAUCAUACGAAAUGCAUUACGAACAAACUCGUGGUAAUUCAAUCUCUGCAUGUUUCUGCUGUAGUAUCAACUUGAAUAAGUAUACAUUGUGCACUCAUUCUUUCUUUAGAGUUUGUUGUGGAUCUAUCAAAACUUUGAAUGGCAUUGCAAUUACCAUCUUGUUGGUUUUUAUGGCAUUUUACAAUUUUGAAUCUCAAUGUUAUGUUCAAUAUCCUGUAAUUUAUGAUAUGAUUUCUCCGUUCUUGAUUGCUCAAUUUGUAUAUACUGUUGGUGCAUCACUUGCUUGUUUGUGUAUUACUUGUGGUUCUUUUCUUUUCAAUUUGUUGCUUGCAGUUGUGGCUUAUUAA